AGUAGGAGGUAGGAGUAGCCGGAGUAGGAGUAGGAGGUAGCAGCAGGUAGUAAAUAAGUAAAUACGUAUAUAAAAGUGGAUAAGCGGAUAUUUUUCACGUGUGUUCACGUGGAUUCGUUUCGACUGUCGUCUAUAAUACUUGUAAUCCCGAAUGAGUCGCAACGUGUUCACGCCGUUCACGCUAACAUGGAAGAAAAGUCGACUGCGAGAAAAAGACUCGAUUACGAGGACAAGCUCAUCCUUGCGCCCAUGGUGCGCAUCGGGACCCUUCCGAUGCGUUUGCUCGCCCUCGACUACGGCGCGGAUAUAGUUUACACCGAGGAAUUGAUCGACAGAAAACUACUUCGUUCGAUUCGUCGAGAGAAUGAUGUUUUAGGCACGGUCGAUUACAUCGAUAAGACCGACGGUACCGUGGCGUUUCGUACUUGUCCUCGGGAACGAGAGCACGUGGUUCUUCAAAUUGGUACGUCCGAUCCAGCAAGAGCGGCUCAAGUCGCUCGUAUGGUGGAAAAUGACGUUGCAGGCAUAGACGUUAAUAUGGGUUGCCCAAAGAAAUUUUCGAUACUCGGAGGAAUGGGCGCUUCUCUUCUCAACGAGCCGCAGAAAGCGACCGAUAUCUUGCGGAAGCUGGUCGAAACGGUAUCAAUACCGGUCACGUGCAAAAUACGCGUUCUGCCCGAUCUCGAGGAAACUCUUGGACUUUGCGACGCCCUCGCCUCCACCGGUAUCGCAGCCAUUGCCGUCCAUGGUCGCACUAUCGAGGAGAGACCGCAGCAUCCUAAUCGCAACCACGUUCUCAAACAGAUCUCGGCUAGACUUUCGAUACCGGUUAUCGCGAAUGGCGGAUCCAAAGAUAUUCAAAAACAUUCCGAUAUACUUAGAUUUAAAAAGGAAACGGGUUGUAGUAGCGUAAUGCUCGCUCGCGCCGCUGAGUGGAACUGCUCGAUAUUUCGUAAAGAAGGUCUUCUUCCAAUGGAAGAUGUUAUAAAGUCGUAUUUAAAGCACGCGAUCAAUUGCGAUAAUCCACCUUCCAAUACCAAGUAUUGCGUACAAAAUAUUCUACGAGAGCUUCAGGAAUCUCCUUUAGGCAGAAGAUUCCUCGAUGCGCAAACGCUGGAACAAAUAUGCCAAGUGUGGGGAUUGAAUGAUUAUUGCCGAUCCAAAAGUAAAGAGUUUCGAGAUAGAGGUUUAUUAGGUCGCUUUCAAAUAACGCCGGGAAUCCUGGAUAAAGACAAUGGCGUUUCUUACAAGAGAAAAAUUCACGAAGAGGAAGAUGUUUCUCUGAUGCGUUGUGCUUUUUUAAGAAACAGUUACGUGACAGACUCGGAGCUGCCAAAGACUAGGCUACUCAAGUGGACCAAGGAAAAUCAUAAAAAAAUACCAAUAUACGAUACACGGCAGGAGAAUAAGCUUUUUUGUUCUGUUGUUACUGUGGAUGGCAGGAAAUAUGGUUCCUCCUUCUGGGAAAAAAAUAAAAAAUGGGCCGAACAGGGUGCUGCUUUGGUAUGUCUCUACUUUUUAGGAAUUAUCGACGAGAAAAGUCUUGCCGCUGGUGGCAACAUUCUUUCAUGAUAAUAUCUGCUUUAUUCUAUUUAUUUAUCAUGCAAUCAAAUUUCCAUAUAGUAAAAUCUUGCAUUGUGAUCUUGGCUAGAUGUAAGAGUUGAAGUUUUGUAAAUUGAAGUUAUAUUUCAUUUAUUUGCCAUAUAAUUGUGUAACCAUAUUAAAGUGGGAAGGCAAGUUAAAUACCGAGCGUGUAACAUUUUUACUUUGUACAUGUGCCAUUAAAGGGAUAAUAAAAAAAAACUUUACAAUACGGA
Temnothorax curvispinosus is the source of this 1817-nucleotide messenger RNA. It is a transcript of the gene Dus2, whose product is annotated as tRNA-dihydrouridine(20) synthase [NAD(P)+]-like. Lineage: Eukaryota; Metazoa; Arthropoda; Insecta; Hymenoptera; Formicidae. The record is from RefSeq and is a predicted model, not a curated record. Bases 187 to 1572 code for a protein of 461 amino acids. Gene Ontology annotation, cellular component: cytoplasm. The transcript is spliced from 5 exons. Gene Ontology annotation, biological process: tRNA dihydrouridine synthesis. Gene Ontology annotation, molecular function: tRNA binding; tRNA dihydrouridine synthase activity; flavin adenine dinucleotide binding.